AUGCCGAUGUUGGAUCAAUUUCAUCCGUUCAUACACAAUUUCAUUGAGAACAUUGUGGAUGUCAAAGCUAACUGUAACUUUGGAUAUCAUGCGAUUGCUACUUUAUUAGGUAUGGGUGAAGAUUCUUGGUCCUUGGUGCGCAACCAUUUGCUUAAAGAACUUGGCAAAUGGUCAAAUGAGUAUAUCAACCUCUUUGGUGGCACAGAGAGAUUCGAGGAAUUAAGAAGGUCCCUACUUGUUGAUGAAUUAUCCAUGGUUACUAUGGAUAAGUGGAUGGAUAUAACUGAGAUGAGAUAUGUCAUUGCAUCAAGGUAUAAUGUAAUCCUUGUAUCGUUGUCUCUGAAACAAAGCAUGACGUUCUUUCCUCUUAGAAGUCAACCACCAACAGAUUCUUCUGUGCUUCGCAAAAUAUGCAUUGGUCACAUCUAUGACAAUCAUUUUGUUCAGGUAGAUUCAAGAUAA
Molecule: messenger RNA, 462 nt
Organism: Glycine soja
Lineage: Eukaryota; Viridiplantae; Streptophyta; Magnoliopsida; Fabales; Fabaceae
Exons: 2
Coding region: 1-462 (153 amino acids)
Source: RefSeq, a predicted model, not a curated record